Molecule: messenger RNA, 2864 nt
Organism: Drosophila rhopaloa
Lineage: Eukaryota; Metazoa; Arthropoda; Insecta; Diptera; Drosophilidae
Gene: Hsf
Product: heat shock factor protein
Exons: 7
Coding region: 286-2424 (712 amino acids)
Biological process (GO): regulation of DNA-templated transcription
Molecular function (GO): sequence-specific DNA binding; DNA-binding transcription factor activity
Source: RefSeq, a predicted model, not a curated record
GUUCUGUGGGUUUUUUCCAAACUGGUCACUCUGGGAACAAAAGCAAUUUUACGGAGAUUUCAUCAAAUUUUCACUUGUGGAUAAAACGCGUAAAAACAGAUUAAAAACAGGAGAACUUUACGAAAUAAAACGGUACAAAUUGAAAGUGAAGUGCAAAAAGCAAAGUAAACGUCUUAACAGAGAGUAUUACUCCGUUGAAGCCGAACGAACUACAAAACUGUUAAGGUGGGUAGGCGGAGUAGGAUAAAAAGAACUAGAGCUCAAUUUGUGGCUGCUGGUCACUUUAUGUCCAGGUCGCGUUCAUCCGCUAAAGCCGUGCAGUUCAAGCACGAAUCGGAGGAGGAGGAAGACGACGAGGAGGAGCAGCUGCCCCCCAGGAGCAUGCACUCGUUUGGGGACGGGGGUGCCAUUGGCAGCGGUGUGCCCGCAUUCUUGGCCAAACUCUGGCGCCUGGUGGACGACGGGGAUACCAAUAGGCUGAUCUGCUGGACCAAGGAUGGCCACAGUUUUGUCAUACAAAAUCAGGCGCAAUUUGCCAAGGAAUUGCUGCCCCUGAACUACAAGCACAACAACAUGGCCAGCUUUAUCAGACAAUUGAAUAUGUAUGGAUUCCACAAGAUCACCUCCAUUGACAACGGCGGACUGCGUUUCGAUCGUGAUGAGAUCGAGUUCUCCCAUCCCUUCUUCAAACGCAACUCCCCUUAUCUGCUUGACCAGAUCAAAAGGAAGAUAUCAAACAACAAGAAUGGAGACGAUAAGAGUGUGCUGAAGCAGGAGGCCGUGUCGAAGAUCCUUAGCGAUGUGAAGGUGAUGCGCGGUCGCCAGGAUAACCUGGACUCCCGCUUCUCUGCCAUGAAGCAGGAGAACGAGGUGCUGUGGCGCGAGAUCGCCAGCCUGCGCCAGAAGCACGCCAAGCAGCAGCAGAUAGUCAACAAACUGAUCCAGUUCCUAAUCUCCAUCGUACAACCGUCGCGCAACAUGUCAGGCGUCAAGCGUCACAUGCAACUGAUGAUCAACGAUACGCCGGAAAACGACCGCGCACGCAGCACCAGUGAGACGGAGAGCGAGGGCGGCGGCGGCCCGGUCAUCCACGAGCUGAGCGAGGAGUUGCUCGACGAGGUGAUGAAUCCCUCGCCGGCUGGCUACGUCGCAGCAUCGCAGUACGACCAGGAGAGCGCCUCCCCACUGACCGUCGAGCGUCCGCGUUCGAAUAUAAGCAUUAGCUCGCACAACGUCGACUAUUCGAAUCAGAGCGUCGAGGACUUGCUGCUCCAGGGCAACGGGUCUGCUGGCGGUAAUCUCUUGGUCGGCGGAGCCGCCUCUCCACUUGCCUCCAGUGUUAGUCGUUCGCCGGCCCAACAUGUUGUCUACACGGUUACAGAGGUUCCAGAUUCUCAUGUCCAGGAGGUGCCCAACAGUCCGCCGCACCACGAAGAGCAGAAUGUGCUCACCACGCCCAUGGUGCGGGAGCAGGAGCAAAAACGUCAGCAGCUUAAGGAGCAGAACAAGCUGCGGCGUCGGCCUGCAGACGACAUUAUUGAGGUGGAAAUGAUAUCUCCCAAGGCACAGCGCAAUGGCUCACAGCCCAAAACGAAAGAGAAUGUAAUGCUCCAGCCAAUGAUGAUCAAAUCGGAGCCAGAAAACAAUUCUAGUUUGAUGGAACUAAUGCAACCAACAAACUCUGAUCUGUACAACGUAAACUUCAUCAGUGAAAAUAUGCCGACGGAUAUUUUCGAAGACUCUUCUUUGCUCCCUGCUGGCCUUGAGGAGGCAGCCAAGCUAGAUCAGCAGCAGAAAUUCGGCCAAUCGACCGUGAGCAGUGGCAAGUUUGCCAGCCACUUCGAUGUGCCGACAAACAGCUCUCUGGUGGAUGCAAAUCAGGCUUCGACAUCGAAAGCGGCUGCGGCCAAGGCGCAAGCUACCGAGGAGGAGGCCAUGGCUGUGGCUAAGUACACUGGCAGCGAGAACGGUCCUACUCGAGAUCCGAACAAUGGCCAACUUCUGAGGAUUCCCUCAGUGUUAGUAGACAAGAUGCUUUCAACUCCAAGCCAGAACAGCCAUAAUCAAGAGGCUAUUUCUUACUGUUGCAGUGACGAUCUCCACGGACACUUGGACAACAUGCAAGAUGAGCUGGAAACACUGAAGGAUCUGCUUCGUGGCGACGGGGUGGCCAUUGAUCAAAACAUGCUCAUGGGUCUUUUUAAUGACUCUGAUCUGCUGGACAACUAUGGGCUUUCAUUUCCCAAUGACAGCAUGAGCAGUGAGAAGAAGGCUCCCAGUGGCUCCGAACUGAUUUCCUAUCAGCCCAUGUACGAUCUGUCCGACAUUCUGGACAGCAACGAUGGGAACAAGGAUCAGGAGGCCAACCGACGCCAGCUGCAGACGCAGAACUCGGUUUUGAAUACGCCACGUCACGAGUUGUAACUUAUAUUAAGUAGUAGCAGCUCGGACGCUUCUAUGGCGAACCAUUUGUUUUUAGUGCUUAAUGGAAUCAAUCUUUUACAUGUUAGUUUUCUUCACUUACUUUGUCUAACCUUUUAGUUGAUUCAUAUUAUUAUCAUAUUAAUAAUCAUAUUAAUAAUGCUGUAUAUGCCUUAUGCACUAUAUAUAUGAUAUAUAGACUAACCAGUUCUUGUUGUAGAAAGACUCGAAGAAUCAGUUAAUAUUUAGAUGUAUUGUAACCGGGGACUUUGACGGCCUCGGCUCAGGUAGAGGAUUCUUAGUUUGCACUAACCGAUCGACAGGAAUGACGCUGCUCAGAUCGUAGACGAUGUAAGAUCGCACGCUAUAGAGUAUACGUUUUACACACUACUUUUAUUAAUUGAUAAUAAACUGUUUAAUGCUGCGUUGAGCUGCAAAUUAAA